ACUUCCUGGUUUGAGAAAAUAAAUACCUGAUCAUGGGUCACUGUGACUUAAGGGUGGAUGUGUACACAGUGCUAGCUUACUGGUGAGAUAAGCGACACGGGUAUUACUGGAAACUCCCAGCUCUAUGUCAUUGCUACAUCUAGAUACACGAGUUUACCUUGUUCCACGGAGAUAGAGACAUGUGAGGUGAAGCAUUCACAUUGAGACUGUGUAUAUCACACAGGUUUAUUUCACAUGUGAAGACUGAAGUAUGAGAAGAGUAAUCCCGGUGUAACCGACCUGUACAUGAUCAUCUCCGUGUAGGGUUAUAGAUGGAUGUACAAUAGGCAUGUAUUGUGUUGUGAUAUUUACAGACUUCUUGCUUUAUAUACAGGAUCAUGUUUCGGAUUUCACCACUCCUGCUGCUCACCCUCGUCAGCUUCACAGAUCACGUAGGUUCUGUAGUCCUGACACGCUCCCCCUUGACAGCGUCAGACGGAGAACUCUUCACACUGAUCUGCAGCAGCAACACUAGCAGUGGACGAGAUAGACAGUGGUAUAGAAAUGAUCUAUUUGUCUUCAUCACAACACAAGGUUCCUCUUGUCCCAGUAUAUCCAAAGAUUAUGUCUUCCAACCGUACCUGGCAGGACGAGUCAAUGUGAGCUGUGAUGUACUCCAACACAAUGUGACUCUCAGGAUAAAAUCUGACAGAGACAAUGGAACGAGGUGGAAGUGUCUGGAUAAUACGAAAAGUCAGACGAGUCACACGGUGACGAUACAUGUAACCGAACUUCAAUCGAAACCUGCUGCAACAUUAAUUCUUUCGACUCCAGUCAUAACUACGACAACCGAAGAUAAAUCUCUGCCCAAGUCAACAGACGUAGUAAACCUUAUGACAGCGUCAUCAACAGCUACGAAAGCAGCAACUAGAGCAACUACAGGUACUUUAGCUACUACAAUAACUACAGCUACUACAGGUACUUCAGCUACUACAGCAAAGUUUGAUAUCUCCUCAAGCACGUCUCUUCAAGAAGGGGAUGCCCCAAACGUCGCCUACAUUGCGGUAGGAGCAGCGGUGGGUGGCGUUGUUGUUGGUUGCGUCAUCACCGCCAUCGUCUUCAUUAUGUGGAUGAGAAGGAGGAACACCAGUACAGGAGACGAUGCGAGCGCCCCAAAUAUAUACACGUCUCCGGCCCACUACGAGGACAUGGAGCACCAGUAUGAUAAAGUAGACAGGCAGUACGUCAAUACUGUGGAGGUUAGUGGGGCUGGUUCUCCAGAUUCCGUGAACACAGAGGACCAAGAGGGUAACGCAGCCUACUACAACACAACUGGUCAACAUCAGCAUCCUGAUGAACAUGCAAAUGCUAGAAAUACAACUUACUACAACGAUUCACGUGAUGCUGAUAACUAGAUUCAAUGGGCUAGCACUAUAAACUCGUCAUUAGUCUGGACUAGUAGAAGCAGACCCAUGUUCCCCUCACCUCACCCAUUGUAAUUUCAUUGAUUUCACAACUAGCCCCUUUAUGAAUUUUGGUACUUAGAAUAUGUCUCUUGCAAUCAACAUUCUUGUCUAACGAGGCGAUAUAAUGAAUCGGGUAGUCAGGCUCGGUGACAGGGUUUAUAGCAUGUUCUCGUACUCAGAUAGUGUUGAUCAUUGCUCGCAAUAUCAUUAACUGAUUUGCUGGCCGCUCUCAUGUAGCUUGAGUUAUGCUGAUGGUGGCGUUAAACACCACACACAAGAAACAAAAAUAUCCAUAAGCACAACACAGGGUAACACAAGAAUACAAGAUACGACACAUUCGAGAAUACAAUAUUCAACAGUAAAUGUGCCUUUUACGAACAGCGCUUUCUUGAAACAGCGUGGUUGUUUUGGGUCUAUGAUUCUGCAAUUGGUUGUGUUGGUGUAUGCUAGCUAUGCCUUUGUCAACAUGGUAAUUCAGGCAUAAUUUGAAAGUGUUUUAGAAGUUAAAUAGUUUCUCUAUUGAAAGACGGAACUUGAGAUGAUGUAACACUCGUUAAGACAACCAUUGAAGAAACAAAAAUGCAGUAUAAAAAUAAAGAUAAUAUGAUGGAAACAGAAUUUAAUAUUGACAAUCAAUCUUUAAGAGUGAAGACAACGCAAUUUUCAUCCUACAAAAAGCAAAAAAGCAAUAUAUACGGGAAAGAAAACUAAAAAAAAAUCUCCUGACAAAACAAUUAGAUGAAUCCCCGGAGCAAACAUUGAAAGAGGACAUGCUGGCAGAUUCGAGCCACACUGCCAUGGGAUCCGUGCCAAUUUCAACUUGUCACACAAAGGGGCACACACAGUACAGGAUCUAGACCACCAGUUGUCAGACUUUCAUUAUGUGGACAUCUCAGUGGCUGAGUGGGUGUGCUUGCGAUUAGGUGCCUCACCCUGGCGGGGCUGGUUCGAAUCUCUGAUGCUACUAAACCCCAAAAGUACUAGAACCUGUACACUACAAAGAAAGUGCUAUCUCAAAUAUGACAUUUGUUACAUUUGACCACUUUCAAAAUGGCAGUGGUCAUAGCUUUCGGCCAUGGGAUCCGUGCCGAUUUACA
Haliotis rufescens (red abalone) is the source of this 2542-nucleotide messenger RNA. RefSeq lists its product as uncharacterized. The coding region runs from base 378 to 1394 and encodes 338 amino acids. The transcript has 6 exons. The record is from RefSeq and is a predicted model, not a curated record. NCBI's taxonomy places the organism in Eukaryota, Metazoa, Mollusca, Gastropoda, Lepetellida, Haliotidae.